Molecule: messenger RNA, 8505 nt
Organism: Trematomus bernacchii (emerald rockcod)
Lineage: Eukaryota; Metazoa; Chordata; Actinopteri; Perciformes; Nototheniidae
Gene: usp31
Product: ubiquitin specific peptidase 31
Exons: 16
Coding region: 639-4526 (1295 amino acids)
Biological process (GO): protein deubiquitination
Molecular function (GO): cysteine-type deubiquitinase activity
Source: RefSeq, a predicted model, not a curated record
UUCUGCUUGAGGUUUUUGUAUCUUAGCCUGCAUGUGCCUCCAAAUAUGUGACAAAUGUGAGGUUCACCAAAUGUAGGACACUCUCCUUACUUCAGCUGCAGUUAACUGCAGAGUAUGGCGGAAUAUCAGUUUAUGUUGGACCUGAACAUCUCGGCGGAAAAGGACCGUUGCCGUUUCUGCUGCUCUUGUUGUUAUUGUAGCUAGCGUUAGCGUUAGCUAAUUAGCUAAGCAAUCGCUCACAGCAUAACCGAUGUUGAUUCAUUGCUGCGGGGCAGUGAACCGCAAAAACAAGGUAACUCUGGAGCAACUUUCAGACAUCAACAACAGACCUUAGCAACGUUUAUGAAACGCCUUUAAGUCAUUGUGUAAUUGACUUUAGCCAGUGUUUUAGGUGUUGUUACAGUGCAGGAUAUGCUAACGUUAUUUGACAGAUUGCACGGAUAAAUGACGGCUGCAUGCUUUUGAAGAAAACAUGGAUUAAAAUGAUAUUCCUAGCUAAGAUCAGCUAACCCCUAACGCUGCCAGCAGCUAGUGCUGUCUGCACGUUUUGAGAUGGAGCAGCAGAUAGCAGCCAGUGACAUGGCUCUAAUCUUCCCCAUCACAUCUGUCUGAGUUGUAAAGCCUGUGAAAGAGAAAUCAUGUCUUGCAAAGCCGCAACCAAGGACAAGAAGUCGAGCUUCAGCAAGAAGCUGUUCCGGCGGGGCUCUGUGCGGUCUGUGGGCAGCUUCAUGGGCAGAUUCAUCCGGACUCUGACCGCCUUAUCACACUUUGGAUCUGAAGUGCAAGCAGAAGAUGAAAAAGAUGACGGGGGGUUCUCCUCUUUUAAACCUGGGUGUAAGGAUGUGCCCAUGGAGGAUGGGGACCUGGCGGGUUUGUUGUGUGGAGACAGGGUACCUGGAGUGUCAGGGCUGAAAAACCACGGGAACACCUGCUUCAUGAAUGCCAUCCUGCAGUGUCUCAGCAACACGGAACUCUUCGCUGAGUACCUGGUUCUGGAGCAUUACAAAGGCGAUGAGCAGGAAGAGGACAAACCAAAGACAAAUGGCUUACUUCUGCACAAGAAGGGUCCUCUGGCCAAAGGAGAGGUGACGGAGCAGCUGUCAGGACUCAUGCGGGCUCUGUGGACCUUUGAGUACACCCCGCAGCAUAGCAGGGAUUUCAAGAAUGCUGUGUCGAAAAAUGCCAUCCAGUUCAAGGGGAAUUCUCAGCACGAUGCUCAGGAGUUUCUGCUCUGGCUGCUGGACAGAGUUCACGAGGAUCUGAACACAGGGAACCCUAACAUCAGGCCUGCUAUCAAGCCACCUAUAGAAGAAGACGAUCAAAGCUUGGAAGGGCCCUCUCCUCCCCUGUCUGCUGGGUCCUUUGUGCAAGAACUGUUUCAGGCUCAGUACAGAUCAUCUUUAACUUGCCCACAUUGCCAAAAGCAGAGCAAUACGUUUGAUCCCUUCCUCUGCAUCUCCUUACCGAUCCCACUGCCCCACACACGGCCCCUGUAUGUGACGGUGGUCUACCAGGGGAAGUACUCUCACUGCAUGAGGAUCGGAGUGGCUGUUCCCCUCAACAGCACGGUGUACCGCCUCAGAGAUGCUGUGUCACGUGAGACCAAGAUCCCCAUGGACCAGUUUGUUCUGACUGAAAUGUACUACGACGGUUUUCAUCGUUCAUUUUGUGAUGACGACGAUGAUCUCGAAAUCAUUCAGGAGAGUGAUUCCAUUUUUGCCUUUGAGACACCGGAGACCUUCAAACUGGAAAACAUACGCACAAAAAGAGGAAGUCUUCUGGCAAACCUGAAUCAUAACAACUUAAAGUAUGGGACAGAAUUGAGCAGGACUCCGUCGUUCAUGCAAGGAGCCUUGACACCUUUAACUGCAUCACCAAAUAAAAACCUGGGGCCAGAGAAAGUUAUCCUUCUGGUGUGCAACAGGGCAUGUACCGGGCACCAAGGAAAGAGGUUCGGACUUCCUUUUGUACUGUACAUGGAGCGCACUGUGACCUGGGAUGCUCUACAGAAAGAGAUCCUGGAGAAAAUGCGACAUCUUCUGAGGCCGGGGGUAUUCAUCCAGGUCGGACCUUUCAGUCUCCGGGUGGUUGGUGUUGUCGGCAUCACUUACCUCCUUCCUCAAGAUGAGCGACCACUGUGUCACCCCACUGUGGAAAGAGCAUACAAGUCCUGUGGACAAGGGGGACCUCCACAUGUGAAGAUCGUGGUAGAGUGGGACAAAGAGACCAAGGACUAUCUGUUCGGACACACUGAGGAGGAGUACAUUCCUGAUGCUGAGAGUGUGUAUCUGCACCGGGAACAGCACCAUCAGCCGCAGGCCUGCAGCCUCGCUCAGUGCUUACAGCUCUACACCAAGGAGGAGGAGCUGGCCCCAGAUGAUGCCUGGCGCUGUCCCCACUGCAAGCAGCUGCAGCAGGGCCGCAUUAAGCUCAGCCUGUGGACGCUGCCUGAUGUGCUCAUACUGCAUCUCAAGAGGUUCAGACAGGAGGGAGACCGGCGGAUGAAGAUGCAGAACAUGGUGAAGUUCCCUCUGAUGGGAAUGGACAUGGCACCUCACAUGGUGAAGAGGAGCCAGAGCAGCUGGAGUUUACCUUCCCAUUGGUCGCCAUGGAGACGCCCAUAUGGCCUGGGCAGAAACCCCGAUGACUACCUGUACGACCUGUACGCUGUGUGCAACCACCACGGGAACAUGCAUGGAGGACAUUACACAGCGUACUGUAAGAACUCCAUUGAUGGUCAGUGGUACUGCUUUGAUGACAGCGAGGUUUCCCCAGUACCUGACGAAGACGUGUGUCAGCAGACGGCCUACAUACUGUUCUACCAGCGGAGGACUGUCAUUCCCUCCUGGUCGGCCAACAGCUCUGUUGCUGGCUCCACCAGCUCCUCCCUGUGUGAUCACUGGAUCAACAGGUUGCCUGGCAGCCGGCCGGCCAGCCUGGCCUCCGGAGCCUCGUCCAGACGCACCUCUCUGGCCUCACUGGCUGAGUCUGUGGAGUUCCCCGUGGAACGCAAUGAAGAUGAUGGAGGAUUCUCUAUCCGCCCCUUUGUGCGGAGCAUUCAGCGCCAGAGCCUGUCCUCCAGGUCUUCCAUCGCCAGCCCUUUAGCCUUCAGCGACAGCGGGGUGAAGCCUUCCUGGUCUCUGGCUGCGAAGCUGCAAAUGAGAUCCAACUCGCCCUCCCGUUUCUCCCUCGACUCUCGAUGUUCCCCUCCUCUAGAGAGGAUCGGAGAGGCGUGUGAUGACAAAGUCUCCACGUCCUGUUUUGGCAGCUACAGCAGACACGAGCGCUACUUUGGCAGCAGGUCUCCCCUCUCUAUGAUGGAGAGCAACUUCACCGACCAGGACAACAACAAGAGGUUCAUCGACAUGAUGUACUGCAGGGCUCCCACUCCAGUGGACAAGAAGAGCACCAAAAAUGAGGCAACUGAAAAUAACAACCAGAUUUCAGCUGUAGACCAAAACUUUCUUCCCGCCCAAGCUACUCCCUCCAAAGAACAGAAACGCAAGAGCAGUAUCGGGGGAUUCGCCUCAAAGGCGGAAGGCACAGGCUCAACGAAGUCUUCCAGCAAAGUGGAGCAAGAGAAAACCUCCAAAAAGCGUUUGUGCUCGAUCCAUAAGACCACCGCUGCUGAGACGUCUACCAGCACUCCUGUGAAAGGCAAAAAGCCAAGCAGUACUAAAGAAAAGACUGUAAGUGCCAAGAAAAGCAUCUCCACGCCCUCUGGGACUCCCUCCAAAGCAAAGGUGGCGACUCAACCUCUCGACGCAACGCCACAGCGUAAGCCAUCAGUCCGCUCCACUCCUCAGUCCUCCACUCCUCAGUCCUCCACUUCUCAGUCCUCCGCUUCUCCCUCGCCAACGGCAAAGAAGAAUUCCAACCUCACAGAGAACAGCUGUAGCCGGAAGAGGCUUGUAGAGAGGAGCUUCAGCAGGGACUCGAUGCACACCAGUCCUCUGGUGGACAGUCUCCGAGACAGCUUGGCCAGCCGCUCCUCCUUCUCCAAGAGUGGGGAAAGUAAUAGGCCCGAGAGGAGAUCCGUGCGGAGCUCCAGCAGCAGCUCCUCCGUCACCAGCCUACGCUCCCCCAGCGUAUCCGCCAGAGACCUGCAGCGCAGCAGCAAGUCUGAGGAAAAGGGCCUGUCGUUCUUAAGGAGCGCCCUCCGACAAAGGGAAAGCCGCCGGUCGGCUGAUCUGGGGAAAAGCACCCUGGUCGCUAAGAAGGCCUCAGAGAGGACGUGCAAGCAGAACGGACAAGCUAAGGACGCCGGUGGAGACGCAGGAAAGAAGGGCGUCGCCGUGUCUCCACAGACGCCUGCAGAGAAAAAGUCGGACACAAAGGAGUCUUCCAGGCCCCCCAGCUCUCUCAGUCGCUCUCUAUUAAACGUCGGCAAGUCCAAGUCUUCCACUCCUGAAGUAAGUCUCAAGUCUCCCGCUAACGGGAAGAAACCUCUGGAAAGGAUGGCAUCUUCCCGCAAGCUGUCGUCGAGCACGCAAUCUCCUGCACGUACAACAAAGAGGCCUCAAUGAUACAUCCGUAGUUUGAAACGAACAUGAUGCAGCUAUUUUCUUUGUGCCUGAGUUAAACUGAGCACCACGUGUAUUUGUAAAGAGACACUUUUUUGAUGUUAUGCUUCUGCACUCUGACAUCAGAUACUAGCUUUGAGGUUUGAGUAUUGGCAGUCAGCUGUAGUGAAACAAAAGAAAGUAGUGUAAAUCAUCUGCAUAUUCAGAUGCCAAACAGUUGCUUGGCAUGCCACCAGUUCUAGUUUUAAGUGCGUAUCCUCAUCAAUUACACUUUUUAAGCAUUAGGUAGGGUUUUCAUGCGAGUUAGACAAUCUGUCGACAUGUAAGAGUUUUUUCUGGCAAGGCAGGUACAUGAGCAUGCAAUACGCAUUCAGCUGUGCAGCACUUCCUUUUUGGUUGUACUGGAGGCUUAUAUGACAGCUGUCAGAAUUGCCUUUUGGAAUCCAAUUAUAUUCCCUUCAGACAAGAGGCGUGUUAUCUCUUUGAAAUGCGGCAAAACAUUACGUUUAGUUUGCUUGCAAAAUAUCCUGCUGACGAAGUAAAAGGAUUUAAAACGCAGCAGCUUGUGCAUUAAGAGAAGUUAAUGGAGUAAGAAGCUUUUUCACCUUGUAUGCACCAACGAUGCAUAUGUUGUCUUGUAGGAUAACGUUCUUUAGAUUCCGAUGGAAAUAAGAUGGCUGCUGAUGCUUAAACCUCACCGCUCUGAUUUCUAAGCAUUUAAUACAUAGAAGCAUAACAUCAGAAAUCAUCUCCGGACAAAUUCUGAGUGAUGCUCUCUCACACACACACACACACACACACACACACACACACACACACACGGUUUCAUUCCCAAAUAAUAGUGAAUAAGCAUUUAGUAUUUGUCAUUAGAUGUGUUACGCUGAUGGAAGCAUUAGCAUGCUGUAGGUACUAAUAAGUCAUUUCAUGAUUUAAGACGGUUGAGAAUAAUUUAAAAAGUUUGACAUUAUGAACCAUAAAAGAAUAUAGAAAUACUGAGGUGAUGGCAGGCCCCGGACCGAACAGAAAAAGCAUUUGAGAUGAUGAAGAAUUAGGAACGGUACACACUUUUAAACAAGUCUUCCAAUAUUUUAAAACUUUAUUUUUCUUUAAUACUUUUUUUGAUAGAAAUGUUUUUUAUCAAACUUAUCGGAGUUAACUCCUCAAAGGGACGUUGUGUUUGGAAUGAAACCCUUUAAAAAGUAUAUCAAUGUACAGAUAUUGACAAAGUAUAUAGUAUAUAAUAACCCAUUUCUUCCCUUUCCAUGAGCAAGAUGAAUAAGCGCCUUUCAAUACUGUACAUGGACACAAAUGUAGCCUUUGGAAACAUAGUAGUCGACUACUGUAUGCAUCACUGAGUAGGAAUGUUGUUUUAUCGCACUUUGUAUAGAAAGGUCGUUUUCCUUUACCUAAUACAGUUCUAUACACACACACACACACACACACACACUCUCACUUAAUGUACUUAUCUUAAUAUGUUCUUAUCAUUUGUAAGACAUAUCGUACAGUAGUGUUGAAUGGUUAAGGUUCAUUCAUCUCGAUGUUCAGGGGUCACUUUACUCCACCUGGUGCUCUGGAUCUGAUGUUUCUUAAAGAGCAUCUUUUUAAAAAAAAAAAAUGCUGAUAUUCAGAACUGUGACAACACACACUACAGUGAGCCAGAAACCUGUGGCAGCACUUAUCAUAACCUGUGGUACCUCAUUGGAGAAUGUCAUAUUUGUCUUCAUCAGGCUGAACCAGAGUAUUGAGCAAUUUCAUUUCUAUUGGCGCUGAGCAGUUGUUCAAAUAUGGUUAUGUAGGCGGAAUCUUCUCAACUAUCAGACACGGCAUGGUACAUUUAUCUUGCAGUCAAAUGAUAGAAACAGCAGCUGCCAUGACGUUUUGAACACUCGGCAUUAUCAUAGUAGCAUUACCCCACAUGCAAAUGCAAUAUUCAUACAUUAGACACCAGCAUAGUGUAUGUUCGAAACGAAUGAAUGUGGUUAUGCCGUUAAAAUCCAACCAUUAGUAGGUUAUACUUUAAAUAUGUAACAUAAGCUUGUACUUAUAGAUCUACAUAUUUGUCUCAACUUUUUCUCUGUAGCACCUAAAAGGUUUACAUUGGUUCUCAGAUGGUUUCAGAGGAAAUGCCACUCAGUUGAAAUACGCAUGUGUGUUAUUUAAAUGGCCUGUGCAAAUCAGUAGCCUUGAUGAGACUCCAUCUGAAAUGUUGUGACAUUAAUAUUGGUUACGGGUAAGAGUUUGAGAGCAGUUUUUUAUAUUUGUUGAUGUCUCAUGAUAUCAAAAUUAGCUGUAAAGUUAAAUGCUACCAAACAUAGCAACAAUGGUUAUGUGUAACUCAAUUUACAAGAUCUCCAUCGAAGCACUUUUAUCCUAACAUUUCUCCAUAGAUAUUUUCCAUUUGAUCUGUUAAGAAUACUCUCUUGGUCAUUUAAACACAGCAAAAAAUGUCAAAUUCAGAUCCAGUGGAAUAACAUUCUGUAUGAUCAUUUAAAUGUCCAACCACAACAACACAAAUGUAUCCGUGGCUACUGUGUUCAAACAGUUCGGGCCAUGGAGAUAACACGGCUGUUUCACUGUGCUGGUUUUCCUGUAGCUGCUCUUUUUCUACUUCACAUUGUAAUCUAUCAGGAACCUGUGCAUGGCACUUUGGAUCAAAGCAGGACACUUUACCGUCAUUCUGGCUUUCACCGUUUUGUUUGCCUGUGUAAAAGUCUGUAAUGAAUUAGUGUGCAUUUCAGAGCUGGAUCAUGCCGUUACACUUUGUUCUUCACUCGACAUUCAUACUGUAUAUUGCUUGUAAUCUAUAUUUAGAUAGGGGCCCCCAACUUUUAUGUACACAACUCUUAUUGCUGCACCCUGUUCCCUUGUUUUCCCACCUUUCUUUAUUCAAGAGAACAAUGUCCCUAGUUUCACUUCAGUUUUGUAUUAUGUCACAGGAAUUAUUUGUCAUGAAGUGACAAACAUGAAACUUUGUUAUCAGUUGCUUCCAAUCCAGAAAAAAAAAGCUUGUAUUGCUGUUUUUUUAUUUGACUCGUAGUAGUAGAGCAAUAAUCCGAUAAUCAUCAUUCAGACGAAGAAAGCCGACGUUUGAUUUACCAAAAAAUGCAACAUGGCUGACUCGAUAAAAGCCAUUGAAAACUAGACAAGUACUGUACUUCAUACGAGAAGUAUAUAUAUAUAUAUAUAUAUAUCUCAAAUCAAUCUAAACACAUACCUGCUGAAACAGGAUAAAAAUCAACAUCUUUACAGAGAAUAUUUUCAUCUCAUUUUCCUCACUGCAGAUAUUGUCUGUUUUUUCAAUUCCUUGUCUGUACAGAAUUGCGAAAGAUAAAGGAAUGCAGUAUUGCAUGAAAACGCUAGUGCAUGUAUUUCAUUAACUAUGCAAGAGUCUGCAGCUGUUUAAAGCGCAGAGCAUGGCCGGUAUAUUCCAUUGCUUUAUUUGCACACCAUUCCAAUAUUUAGAAAUUGUAAAUGACAGAAUAUUUCAUCUGUACAGUUAAUAAGAUUCAACAGCUAUAUCCUUUCUUCACCCAUUCCACCAUAUUAAUGUUUAUAUAUUUUUACGUAGUAUUUUAUUUUGUAAUUCUGCUGAUCUGUGCUCUCUGGGUGCUCCUACCGAGCGGGUAGGUUACGGUCUUUUUUUAUGUUGACAAGAUGUUAAAUAAUUCCUGUUGUACACCAGCAGAGACAACGCUAUGGAUGCGAUCAUCUCUAUGUGGUGACUAAAUAGCCUCAUGUAUGUAUGUAUUGUGAAAUAGCCUUCCAUUGAUUCAGCGAUAACAGUGUAUGAACCCCUGUUGAAAUGUUCUCAGCUGCAUCCAAGAUGUGGCCAGUCUCUAAUAUAAAUGCAACUCAAAUAUAUAUAUAGCUAAAUGCAAUAAAGAUAGUCCAUUUGUAGUUUUAUAUUGCAGUAUGUAAUGAACAAUGACAUUAAAAUGUUCGGUUAAUACUUUUUAUAGUAUUAUCACGUCAAUCAUUGCUA